UCACAACUUCCUGUUUACAUAAAUAUCAAAAUGCUGAGCCUGGUUGCAUUUAUAUUCCUUUCGAAAUAACUGAAACAGCUACGUCUGUUCCAAACAGACUGGUUUUCAGCUAUGGGAUUUUGGGUGUGGAGUUAUUUUCUGAUUUGGCUGUAACAGAAAUUUUAAUCUUACUACCUCACCUCAAACUGCUGCCUUGUACAUCUACAGUACCAUUCUGUUAACUGAAGCAGUUGUGUGCUAUAAAAAGUAACUAUGGCAAUGGAAUCUGAAGUGUUGGACCAUACUUUAUGUCAGGAAAUGGCCAAAUAUGUUGAGGAAUUAACCACCAGUGGAAGACCAGCCUUAAAUCCUGAUAUAAUGAAAAGUUUCAAGAAAAUUUGCAGAGUAUCAUCUUUGUAUUGUGAACAAGCAUAUCACCUAUUGAUCACUCAGCUUGAGAAAGGACAUUCAGAGAUAAGACUGUCAGCUUUCCAAAUGAUAGAGGAAUUAUUUAACAGAUCCCACUGCUUCAGAGAACUACUCAUUUCUAACUUUCAGCAUUUCUUAGAACUUACAGUUGAAACAGAUUAUGAUAAUCCUUUACCUCCACCAAAAGCAGCCAGUGAUUUACUUAAGUCUAGUGCUUACUCAGCCAUUCAGAAGUGGUAUGAUAAGUUUGGGGAAGAAUACAAAAGGCUCACUCUUGGAUUCAAUUUCCUGAAAACUUGCAAGAAGGUUGAUUUUAAUGGCAUUAGAUCAAGAACUGAACUACAGCAAAGACAAGAAAAGGAAAAAGAGGAGAAACUGAAGAAAAUUGCCAAAGAAAGAAUGGAGAAGACAUUACAACAAAUGAAUGAAAUGCUAGAAGACAUCAAGAAUACUAUAACAGAAGCAAAAACCGGUUUCCAGUUGAUAUUACCUAGUCCUGAUGAUUUUUUCAUCGAGACUGAAGAGAAUGACACAAGUUCAAUAAAAAAAUCAUGUGUUGAGAAUAGUAGAACUGAAACCUGUUCAGUGACAGAUGGUGAAUCAUCAACAUGUUUAGUUGUUGAUAAAGUGACUACAACAACCAACAAUGACCUGACGUCUUGUUCGAACAGUAAUCAACCAGAAUGUGAGAUGAAAGAUUCAUCAGACUUAGUAAUUAAUAAUAUAUCUACAUGUAAAAAUGACAAUGAUAAUAUCAGUGGUACAUUAACUAGUAAAAUUGAAAGUGAAAAUUGUUGUGAUGAUUUAGCUACGGGUGAUAAAACAAACAGUUCUUCCAACAAGGGAAGUAAUUCUGUCAACAAUGAAUCUGAAAGUGAUGAAAAUUGUUCUGGGAAUGAAGUGGACGAUGAUUGUGAAAGUGAUGAGGAAGAGAACGUCCUACAGGAACAUGGGCUACACAGUUUUAAAUACAAUCUGUCUAUAGAUAUGACACCAGGUGUUGUGUCACUGCAGGAAACAGAUGAUAACAAAGACCUUCUACAGACUCUAAAAGAUCAUUAUAGACUGAUUGUUACUAAAUAUAAACCAACUGUCAACAAAUGGAUACAGAAUUUGACAAAGUAUGGAGAUAAAGAAGAUCUUACAAAGAGCGUGAUAGAUGUUAAAACAGACCUGGAUAGUUUAUUGUCUAAGUAUAACGAGAUGAAUAUUAUACCUGAUGAUAAACCAGAAGAGAUGGGAGAAGAUGAUAGUGAUGAUGACUUUGAAGAUGUUCCUGAGAAAGAAGGAUAUGAACCAAUAAUACCUCCACACAAAAGAGCUGAAUAUGGAUUAGAACCAUUGCCAACAAGAUCUGAGACUGUUACACAACAUCCAAAAGCUAGUACAAGCAGGAAUACCUCUGGUUUCUGGAGUCUGUCUAAAACAAUAGAACAGAAACCUGAAAAUGAUCCAACCACAAUGAAAGCUAACUUUGUUCGUUUAUUACAACAAUCUUCUGGUACACCAGCAACAGCAACAUGUACCCAGCCUAACCCUAAAGUACCGUUAACAAUCACUGGAGACUCACAAAAAGACAAACUAUUGGAGAAGGCCCCAAUAGUACCUUAUGGUGUAGACUUAGAACACUGGGAAAACCCAGACAAAAUGGAAGCUCCUUUAGUUGUUAAAUAUGAUUGGCUAAAUACAGUGUGGGCAUAUACUGAACGUGAUAACGGGGAAUCAAAAGCUGACCAAGAUGGUUUGGCAGCACUUAAGAAUAGAAGCAUAAGUUUUGUAGGAAAAUUUGAACCUGUGAAGUGGAAAUGUAGAGCUCCUUUGCCUAAUGGAAAGUUUUGUGAAAGAAUGGACAGAUUUAAGUGUCCAUUUCAUGGAAAGAUAAUAGCCAGAAACGACUCGGGACAGCCAACUGACCCAAAAGAUAUAGCCUCUCUGUCUAGUCAACAUGAUGAUAUUGAUAUAACAAGCAAUGACCAGUCCUACUGGAGGGAUCCAGAACUUGAAGCCGAUAUUGAAGCAGCAUUAGGGAUAGACCUAGGCUCUAGUAAAGGUAAAAAGAAAGGGAAAGGUAAAGGCAAAGGAAAACAGAAAAAAUAUCCAAACUUAACAGACAUUACAGAGGUUAAAAAUACGUCAAGGAAUAGAUUGGAGAAGAAGAUAUUUAAAAGAUCUACAAUGAAAAGAGUUGCAGCUGACUUGGAUGAAUUGGACAAUAAAAAGGCCAGAGAUAAAUUUGGAAAUCAGUUUGUAUAUCAGAUGUCUCAACGAUGAAUGACAUACCAAAGUAUAUAUUUCAUGGAUGAACAAUUUACCAUGGUAAAUCACAUGUUACAAAGAUGAAUGAUUUACCAAAGACUACUCUUAGUCUGUCACUGUUAAAGACUUUUGUGUAAUGUAAUGGAUUUGAAACUUGAGAAGGGCUAUUGGCAGAUAUAGGGAUUGUUGUGAAUUACUGAGAAACUCCCUCAAUUAUCUUAUUUUGAAUAUAAUACAAUUUGGGCCCCAGUCCACAGUUUUUAUGCUUAAUGACUCUUUUUUCAAUUUUGUCUUUUGUAUUAGUUAUUUUAUGCAAGUUAAUGUAUCCGUAAAUAUCACUUACCUUUUGCCACAUAAAUUGUAGACCAAGUCAGGAAGAUGACAGUCGUUUUCCAUUCAUUUGAUGUGUUUGAGCUUUUGAAUUUUCCUUGGAGUUCAGUAUUUUUGAUAUUUUUACUUUUUAAUACAGUGGUAGACAGAAAGGAAUAGAAAAAAAGAGGAAGAAAUAACUGGUGAAUUGGAAUCAACAGAACUGGAAGAAAGAUUUCUUAGAGACAUAUAUAAUCAAUACUAUCUCAGACAUUCCUUUACACAGAAGUCGUAGUAGUUAUUCUGUUAAUGAUGGUUAAACACUAAAGUUUAUUGUAAAAUAUUUGUUUAUAUUUAUUUGGAUCAGAUUAUACUGGAAGAAUUUUUAUAUUAAAAUGAAUAAGAUCAGUAAACGGUAAUAAACUAUCAUAUGUGAUGAAAUUGCCAUAGUUUUAUUUUA
Molecule: messenger RNA, 3433 nt
Organism: Mytilus californianus (California mussel)
Lineage: Eukaryota; Metazoa; Mollusca; Bivalvia; Mytilida; Mytilidae
Product: UV-stimulated scaffold protein A-like
Exons: 16
Coding region: 253-2679 (808 amino acids)
Biological process (GO): response to UV; transcription-coupled nucleotide-excision repair
Cellular component (GO): chromosome
Molecular function (GO): RNA polymerase II complex binding
Source: RefSeq, a predicted model, not a curated record